Molecule: messenger RNA, 330 nt
Organism: Lotus japonicus
Lineage: Eukaryota; Viridiplantae; Streptophyta; Magnoliopsida; Fabales; Fabaceae
Exons: 1
Coding region: 1-330 (109 amino acids)
Molecular function (GO): nucleic acid binding; RNA-DNA hybrid ribonuclease activity
Source: RefSeq, a predicted model, not a curated record
AUGUAUCAUGGCUUGAGUCUGGCCUCGGAUAGGGGUGCGCGCGACGUUGAGUGUCAUUCAAACUCUCUUGAUGUUGUCUCUCUUGUGAACUCUGUUCCUUCCUCUAGACGCAGCUAUGCUGCUUUGAUUUGGGACAUCAAGGACCUCCUGGAUCGUGAAUGGAGGGUGGAAGUUUAUCAUACGCUCAGGGAGGGUAAUGCCUGUGCCAAUUUCCUCGCAAAGUUUGGAGUUGGUCAGGAUAGUCAACUAGUUUCUAUUGAUAGCCCGCUUAAUGGGAUGAGCUUGUUAUUAUUGGCAGAUGUCAUGGGUGUAGCAUCUGUGAGGCCUUAG